AUGCGCAGGAAGAUGAUGGACCCUUUGGGGUUGUUCCCUGCCUCAUCAAGCCAGCUGCCAGAUGAUCUGCUCAUCGAGAUAUUUCUCUGCCUCCCAGCACACCCCACCUGCUUGAUUCGCACGUCCCUUGUCUGCAAGCGAUGGCACUGCCUCAUCAAAAACCGCCAAUUCGUCAGCCGCUUUCGCACACUUCAUCAGAAACUCCCUGUGCUUUGCUUCUUCAGCAACUCCACUAGCAUCCCCCGUUUUAUCCCCACAGGGGACCCUCCUAAUUGUGUCUCAACGGCAGCCUUCUCCCUGCCUGACCCCUGCUGGCAGGUCCUUGGCUGCCGUCACAGCCUUGUUCUCCUUGUUAGCUCAACCUGGACUCAGCUCCAGGUAUGGAACCCCAUGACUAGCAGCAGGCAAUAUGUACCGGCUACUCCGGAUGCUGAUCGGCGUUUUAAUCAUGGUAUUGUUCCUGAGAGCCAAGCUACAGUGCUUUGUGCAGCUGGCCACAAGGACAGUGGUGACUGCCACUCUUGCCCUUUUCUCGUAGUGUGGGUAUUCACUUGCACACGCUAUGCCUAUGCCUGUAGAUACUCGUCAGAGAGUAGCAGCUGGCACCAGAUGGUUUCUAAACCAACACCAUCUGAUAUUGAUUCAAGGCCUAGUGUCCUUGUUGGGAACAUCUUGUACUGGCCGCUGAAGGCAAAGUAUAUCCUUGCCUUUGAGUUGGAUACACGUAAAUUAUACCAUAUUGAGUGUCCAGAAGAUACACAUAGUGUGUACAGAAGGAAUGUCCACAUCAUGAAGGCAGAGGACGGUGGGCUAGGCCUUGCUGCCUUGACGGAGUUCAACCUGCGCCUAUGGGCUCGGGAGACAGGUCCGGAGGGUGUUAUGGAAUGGGUGCUGCGCAGGACCAUUCAGUUGGAUGCAUUCCUUCCACCGAAUGUGUCAUCGGUGCCGUUGGUAAAUAAUCAUUCUGCCAGUGGGCGUCCGGUCAGGAUAUUGGGUCUCAUUGAGGACGAUGAUAUGUUUUUUAUGUGGACGAGAGAGGGCGUCUUUGCAGUGGAGCUCAAGUCAAUGCGGUGCAACAAAGUUUUUGAGGCUCAAGUCCCUGCAACUAUCUUCCCCUACAUUGGCUUUUAUACCACAGGUGCCGAUCUCUUGACACUGCCAAGUUGA
Molecule: messenger RNA, 1167 nt
Organism: Triticum turgidum subsp. durum (durum wheat)
Lineage: Eukaryota; Viridiplantae; Streptophyta; Magnoliopsida; Poales; Poaceae
Source: the annotation of a GenBank genome assembly